Messenger RNA from Dalotia coriaria, 2598 nucleotides. RefSeq names its product glycerophosphate oxidase 1 (gene Gpo1). The transcript has 10 exons. Gene Ontology annotation, biological process: glycerol-3-phosphate metabolic process. Gene Ontology annotation, cellular component: glycerol-3-phosphate dehydrogenase (FAD) complex; mitochondrion. NCBI's taxonomy places the organism in Eukaryota, Metazoa, Arthropoda, Insecta, Coleoptera, Staphylinidae. The record is from RefSeq and is a predicted model, not a curated record. Bases 169 to 2352 code for a protein of 727 amino acids. Gene Ontology annotation, molecular function: calcium ion binding; glycerol-3-phosphate dehydrogenase (quinone) activity.
CGCGUGAACACUAGUUGAAUGUUUGCCAAUGUAGAUUAGCGCACGAUUUUCACGAAGCAAGCAUGAAGCGCCCACCCAACACACAUCAAACGCAUAAUCUAAAUCGCUGUCGAUAUAACAAUCGUAAUUCAGACAGCGUAAUGUAACAACAAACGUAAAACAAACAAAAUGGCGAGUACAUUGCGGAAAUGGGCUAUAGGAGGCCUGGCUGGUACAGCUGGUGCUGGAUUGGCUAUGUAUGCCUUCCUCAGGGAAGAUCAGGACGCUAGAUGGGCAGUAGUAAACGCUCAACAACAGCGCAAACGAAUCAAACGCCCGCUGCCAAAACGAGAAGAACAAAUCAAAUCCCUACAAACGGAAUCCUUUGACGUAGUGAUCAUUGGAGGAGGUGCCACAGGCGCAGGCUGUGCGCUAGAUUCGGUCACCAGAGGAUUAAAAACCGCCUUGAUCGAAGCGGACGAUUUCGCUUCAGGCACUUCCAGCCGCAGUACAAAACUUAUUCACGGUGGAGUCCGCUAUCUACAAAAAGCAAUCAUGCAGUUGGACUACGAGCAGUACAAAAUGGUCAAAGAAGCCCUCAAUGAACGAAGCUCCAUGUUACAUGCAGCUCCUCAUUUGGCUCAUCCCCUGCCGAUAAUGCUGCCAGUCUAUCAAUGGUGGCAAGUUCCAUAUUAUUGGUUUGGCAUUAAAAUGUAUGAUUUGGUGGCUGGAACCAAAACAGUUCGAGGUUCUUAUCUGCUGUCAAAGAAAAACGCCGUGGAAUUAUUCCCCAUGUUGCGUGGAGAUAAACUUUGUGGUGCUAUUGUUUAUUAUGAUGGUCAACAAGAUGAUGCUAGGAUGAACCUUGCGAUAGCCCUUACAGCAACACGGCACGGGGCCACUGUUGCUAAUCACGUAAAAGUUACUAAACUGAUGAAGAAAAAAGACGCGAACGGAGUAGAAAAAAUUACUGGAGUGCAUGUUCGUGAUGAACUGACCAAAAAAGAAUGGACCGUACCAGCUAAAUGUGUUAUCAAUGCUACUGGUCCAUUUACAGACAGUAUCCGCCAAAUGGAUGAUCCUAAUGUAAAAACUAUCUGCGCACCUAGCAGUGGUGUCCAUAUUGUACUUCCGGGAUAUUACAGUCCAGCAGAGAUGGGUUUAUUAGAUCCUUCUACUAGUGACGGUCGUGUUAUCUUCUUUUUACCCUGGCAGAAACAAACGAUUGCAGGAACUACAGAUUUGCCUUGUCAAGUAACACACAAUCCCAAACCAACAGAAGACGAAAUUAUGUUUAUUUUGGAAGAGGUGAAGAAUUAUUUAAAUCCGGAUGUUGAAGUGAGAAGAGGUGAUGUCCUGUCUGCAUGGAGCGGAAUAAGACCAUUGGUUUCCGAUCCAAAUAAACCAGACACUCAAUCAUUAGCACGUAAUCAUAUUGUUCACGUGAGUGAUUCCAACUUAGUUACGAUAGCUGGUGGAAAGUGGACUACAUAUCGCGCAAUGGCGGAAGAAACAAUAGACGCGGCUAUUAAAUCAUGUGACUUAAAGCCAAAAGUCGAAUGCAGUCAAACUGAUGGAUUAUUAAUGGAGGGUGCCCACGGAUGGACACCAACGAUGUAUAUUAGAUUAGUACAAGAUUUUGGAUUGGAAAGUGAAGUUGCUCAAAACUUAGCUAAUUCAUAUGGUGACAGAGCUUUUGCUGUCGCUAAAUUAGCGUCCAUUACAGGGAAACGUUGGCCAAUUAUUGGUAAUAAAGUUCACCCCGAGUUUCCAUAUAUUGAUGCGGAAAUUCGUUAUGGUGUGAGAGAAUAUGCCAUGACAGCCAUUGAUAUGAUUGCCAGGCGUUUAAGAGUUGCUUUUCUCAACGUUCAAGCCGCUCAGGAAGCAUUACCUAUGAUUAUUGACAUUAUGGCGGAAGAACUCAAUUGGUCAGAAGCUGAGAAAGUUAAACAACACAAAGACGCCACUGAAUUUCUUCAAUACGAGAUGGGUCAAAUGGUUAAUCGUGCCAGUCGUGAACGUAUCCCAAUUAACUUGAGUAAAAAUGAGAUUCAGACCUACAUUAAGCGCUUCCAGAUUAUCGACAAAGACCGAAAGGGCUACGUCUCCAUCAAUGAUAUUCGUAGGAGUCUCAAGAUACACGGCGAGAAGGAAGUUCCGGGUGAGGAACUGCACGAAAUUUUGCGCGAAAUCGAUUCAAACAUGAAUGGUCAGGUCGAACUCGACGAAUACCUGCAGAUGAUGUCGGCAAUUAAGUCAGGUCACAUUGCUUAUUCAAGAUUCGCCCGAAUGGCUGAACUCGAAGAAGAAAAGCACGAGAAGGAAGAGCUGAAGAAGAAAAUUACAGUUGAGCGUAGCGGCGGUGGUCUUUAAGCACUUUAAAUGCGAUUUCUGCAUGUGAGUAAUUUUAUUCAAGAUGGCGCCGAAUCAAAAGUGUAUCUUCAUGUACCUUCGAGUAAAAUAUUUUUCAAUGUUUUUCUAUGUAAAAGACGUUUACAAGAUGUUUAUGAAAAUUUCAAAUGUUUAUUUGGUUGUUUAUACAUACUAUUAGGUACACAAAUUUAAUCAAUUAUUAUAUAGCCGAAAUAAUUAAAGUAAAUCUUUCUUUUAAGAAUUAAA